Molecule: messenger RNA, 2232 nt
Organism: Pochonia chlamydosporia 170
Lineage: Eukaryota; Fungi; Ascomycota; Sordariomycetes; Hypocreales; Clavicipitaceae
Product: heterokaryon incompatibility protein (HET) domain-containing protein
Exons: 3
Coding region: 1-2232 (743 amino acids)
Source: RefSeq, a predicted model, not a curated record
AUGACCCAGGUAAAGUACGACAAGCUCAAUUCUUCUAACAAUUCCAUCCGGAUCCUACAUCUCCUGCCUGGACGAUGGGCCGGUGAUCUUUGCUGCAAAGUGCAGACCGUCUCUCUCGACGACAAGCCAGCUUUUGAUGCACUAUCAUAUGUCUGGGGCAACGCCAACGACACUUCUCCAAUCGAAGUGGACGGGUCGUGUCUUUAUGCAACGAAGAACUUGAUAUGCGCUCUCCGGCGCUUGCGGUCCAGCAUUGACACAAAGGUUCUCUGGGUGGACGCAAUAUGUAUCAACCAAGCUGACACUCAGGAAAAGGCGGAGCAAGUUGCGUUGAUGGCAAAGAUUUACAGAGCUGCUGGCUCGGUACACAUAUUUUUAGGCGAGAGCGGCGUGCUUGACCUCAUUCCGCAGGACGAACAAGCUUCUUGGGCUGACCCUCCGAGAUUCACAUGGUGUCGGGACUACACGUAUCUACUCCAAACUGAGACAGCUCCAACUAGUACUGGUGUUGAUUCCCGAGGUGUCUUACAAGACAUGAGUGCUUUCAUGGCCUCAUCAACACCCGAACAGCCAGGUUAUGAUCCUGUUGAUACCACCGAACUACCCAUGUGGAUUGUGUGGGAGCCAAAGGAUGGCCUGAACGCUACCGAUCAGGAGAGAGUGAACGAUUUUCUUGCCCGGCAAGAAGAGGAGCAGGCAGCAGGCAAUGGCAACGCUGCUUCACUCAGCCCACUACAAGUGAUGCGUAACAAUCAAGCAGGCGCUUUCGCUAUCAUGAAGAUACUCUCAAAUGGAAGGUGCCUGAAAACUUGCCUUCGCACGUCCGUCGGCUCUACCGUUUGGAAGGGAGCCCUUGAGGUGGUGGACCAUAUUGUAAAACUUCCAUGGUGGACACGUGUGUGGGUUCUUCAAGAAGCUAUCUUGAAUCAAGGAAACGUUUUGGCCAUCUAUGGCGAAAUAGUCGCGCCGAUAGGUCUUAUUGAAGACUCGGGUGCUAUUCUAACUCGUCACUAUGAGCGUGGCACUUGUUGCAAACCGUUUUGGAACUCAAUGCCACUCGAUCAGCAACAGAUUUUACAGCGAUUUUCUGAAAAGAUGGGACUCCUAGAGUCAAUUCGAGAGAAUAUAAUUCGCCUCGAUCAGGCUGACAGGUUGCUCUUCCUCCUGGAAAGCACUCGCUUCAAAGAUGCCACCGAUCCUCGGGAUAAAAUCUACGGCCUUUUGGGCCUUCUUCACGACUCCCCAAAUCCGAUCGACCUCGCUCCAGACUACACCGUCUCAGUCACCCAACUCUACGUUUCGUUGGCUUCUCUUUUUAUUCAUCGCUACCAUCACUUGGGUAUCCUACUCAACGAUGAACCAAGGCCCGCAAACUCCUCCAUCCCAUCUUGGGUACCACGCUGGGGAAGAACCUACGGCACCUUGACGACGACACUGCUAGAUUAUCGCCUGUCACAAUUCAACGCAUGGCCACCAACCUACGGUCCCUUCCCAGCCCUUGCCACAGACCAUGCAACGGCCCUCAGUGUCUUGGCCAAGCCUGUCACUCGGGUCACCUCUACCACCAAGCCCAUGAUCAAGGGAGAAGUGGACUUUUGCGAACUUCUUUCAGCCAUUGAUUCUUUCUUUCAUCUUGAUUCGGAUCCCUUCGCCGAUUACUUGCCUGUGCCAACAACACCACUUUCAAUGGCUGUCGCCCGUACUAUGAUGGGUGAUCUUUUCAGUCAGCUCGAUUAUGCUUUCAAAGUCGGUCGUGUUACUUUUGACAGGGCAUAUGAUGGUGAUGCAAACAUGUUCCGGACUGCACAUACUGCCAUGAAAGCAGGUCCUGGUGGUUUGGUUCUUAUUGGACCCGACCAGACAGUGUUCUCUGACGAUGACAUGGCGCACAUCAUUCAUGUAGCCGAAGAAAACUUCUGGUAUGCAAACGAGGGUAGAGUGUUCUUUGAGGCUGAAGGUGGCUAUAUAGGAUCAGCCCCUCCGGGCACAGAAGCAGGCGAUGAGUUAUGCUUGGUAUUUGGGAGUCCAGUGCCGUUCGUCCUAAGGGAGGUUCCGGCUCCCGUGGAAGCGGUAAGAGAGGACGUAAUUUGGAGGCAGGUUGUCGGUCACGCGUACGUUCAUGGAAUCAUGGAUGGCGAAGCUGCACCGGGUCAUGAACGGGGCGGUUCAGAGACGAGCCCGUAUGUAGCUAAGGCGGGCACAGAUGGCAUUCGUUCGGUAUAUUUGAUAUGA